This is a messenger RNA of Notothenia coriiceps (black rockcod), 576 nucleotides long. Its product is annotated as potassium voltage-gated channel subfamily KQT member 1-like. Gene Ontology annotation, molecular function: voltage-gated potassium channel activity. Gene Ontology annotation, biological process: potassium ion transmembrane transport. The annotation marks the transcript as partial. The record is from RefSeq and is a predicted model, not a curated record. Gene Ontology annotation, cellular component: voltage-gated potassium channel complex; membrane. The transcript has 5 exons. NCBI's taxonomy places the organism in Eukaryota, Metazoa, Chordata, Actinopteri, Perciformes, Nototheniidae.
AUUGACUGAGUCUCACCGAAAAGCCAUCCGGGUGAUCCAGAGAAUGCGUUAUUUUGUAGCCAAGAGAAACUUCCAGCAAGCUCGUAAGCCCUAUGAUGUGCGGGACGUGAUCGAGCAAUACUCCCAGGGUCACCUCAACCUCAUGGUGCGAAUUAAGGAGCUGCAAAGAAGACUGGACCAGUCUAUAGGGAAGAUAACUUUGUUCCAGUCGGGCUCCGACCGAGACAAAGACAAAGGCACCAACUCAAUCGGAGUCCGACUCAACAGGAUGGAGGACAAGAUAUCGCACAUGGACCAAACGCUAAACCGCAUUGCAGAGUCCCUCACCUUCCUGCUGGCCCAGAGGGACCCGGGUGACUGUGAGGGUGGAGGUGUAGGGGGAGGCGGGGUGACAGUAAGGCGAGGAAGGACCUGUAAUGUCCUCCCGAGUCAGGACAGCCUGCCAAGCUAUGACCAGCUGUCUUCAUCACCUUCCCCCCUCUCCUCCAACACUAAAGCCGGCCCCCACCAUGCCAGUCGGGAGGAGAACUGCUGAUACCAGGACGUUUUUAUCUUUUUAAAACAAUUUAUAAAAUG